GGCGGCAGUGGCGGCGGCGAAGGAUGCAUUCGGCGGGCUUGGGAGCGGCGGGGACUCCCCGUCAGCCCUCGAAACGGAGGGUCCCUGUGUCCCAGCCAGGCAUGGCUGACCCCCACCAGCUAUUUGAUGACACGAGCUCAGCCCAGAGCCGGGGCUAUGGGGCCCAGCGGACACCCAGCGGCCUGGGCUACCCUGCAGCCCCCACCUCGCCCCCGGCGGCCUUCCUGACUGACCCCAUGUCCAACAUGGCCAUGGCCUAUGGGAGCAGCCUGGCUGCACAGGGCAAGGAGCUGGUAGAUAAGAACAUCGACCGCUUCAUCCCUGUCACCAAGCUCAAGUACUACUUCGCGGUGGACACCAUGUAUGUGGGCAGGAAGCUGGGCCUGCUCUUCUUCCCCUACCUGCACCAGGACUGGGAGGUACAGUACCAGCAGGACACGCCAGUGGCCCCCCGCUUUGACGUCAAUGCGCCUGACCUCUACAUUCCAGCUAUGGCCUUCAUCACCUACAUCUUGGUGGCUGGCCUUGCACUGGGGACCCAGGAUAGGUUCUCCCCUGACCUCUUGGGACUGCAGGCGAGCUCAGCAUUGGCCUGGCUGACCCUGGAGGUGCUGGCCAUCCUGCUCAGCCUCUACCUGGUCACGGUCAACACCGACCUCACCACUAUCGACCUGGUGGCCUUCUUGGGCUAUAAGUAUGUGGGGAUGAUUGGCGGGGUGCUCAUGGGCCUCCUCUUUGGAAAGAUCGGCUACUACCUGGUGCUGGGCUGGUGCUGCGUGUCCAUCUUUGUGUUCAUGGUGAGCUGGGGCUUGGGGAAGAUGGGGCUGAGGCCUGGCGCAGCCCCCGCCGGGCGGGGGCAGCCCUUUGCCUUCCCUUCGGUGUCCUGGAACUGGAACUGCUGCUGCUGGAGGAUGACGAGCCGCAGCCGCUAUGCCAGUGCAGGAGUGACUGAGGCAGCGCCUCGCCCAGCCCCCUGCCCACCCAGUUGGAAGCGUGAGGCUCAGCAGGACCCUGGGGUCAAAGGCAACCCAUACCACCCACCCCAGCUGGGCACCCACUUGUGA
Condylura cristata (star-nosed mole) is the source of this 1064-nucleotide messenger RNA. RefSeq names its product Yip1 interacting factor homolog B (S. cerevisiae) (gene YIF1B). Gene Ontology annotation, cellular component: COPII-coated ER to Golgi transport vesicle; endoplasmic reticulum-Golgi intermediate compartment; Golgi membrane. The transcript has 8 exons. The record is from RefSeq and is a predicted model, not a curated record. Lineage: Eukaryota; Metazoa; Chordata; Mammalia; Eulipotyphla; Talpidae. Gene Ontology annotation, biological process: endoplasmic reticulum to Golgi vesicle-mediated transport. Bases 24 to 1064 code for a protein of 346 amino acids.